Molecule: messenger RNA, 2735 nt
Organism: Peromyscus eremicus (cactus mouse)
Lineage: Eukaryota; Metazoa; Chordata; Mammalia; Rodentia; Cricetidae
Gene: Tpm1
Product: tropomyosin 1
Exons: 10
Coding region: 89-1069 (326 amino acids)
Biological process (GO): actin filament organization; cardiac muscle contraction
Cellular component (GO): actin filament
Molecular function (GO): actin filament binding
Source: RefSeq, a predicted model, not a curated record
GCUCCGCGCUCGCACUCCGUCUCGGCCACCCCACAGCGCUCGUGUCUUCGCUCCUGACGCUGCCUAAGGGCCCCUCGCCACCGCCACCAUGGACGCCAUCAAGAAGAAGAUGCAGAUGCUGAAGCUCGACAAAGAGAACGCCUUGGAUCGAGCUGAGCAGGCGGAGGCUGACAAGAAGGCGGCGGAAGACCGGAGCAAGCAGCUCGAGGAGGACAUCGCAGCGAAAGAGAAGCUGCUGCGGGCGUCGGAGGACGAGCGGGACCGGGUGCUGGAGGAGCUGCACAAGGCAGAGGACAGCCUCCUGGCUGCCGACGAGACCGCCGCCAAGCUGGAAGACGAGCUGGUGUCACUGCAAAAGAAACUCAAGGGCACUGAAGAUGAACUGGACAAAUACUCCGAGGCUCUCAAAGAUGCCCAGGAGAAGCUGGAGCUGGCGGAGAAAAAGGCCACAGAUGCUGAAGCUGAUGUAGCUUCUCUGAACAGACGCAUCCAGCUGGUGGAGGAGGAGUUGGAUCGAGCUCAGGAGCGUCUGGCCACAGCUCUGCAGAAGCUGGAGGAGGCUGAGAAGGCCGCAGACGAGAGUGAGAGAGGCAUGAAAGUCAUUGAAAGCCGAGCCCAAAAGGAUGAAGAGAAGAUGGAAAUUCAGGAGAUCCAGCUGAAAGAGGCCAAGCACAUUGCUGAAGAUGCUGACCGCAAGUAUGAAGAGGUGGCCCGUAAGCUGGUCAUCAUUGAAAGUGACCUGGAACGCGCAGAGGAGCGGGCUGAGCUCUCGGAAGGCAAAUGUGCCGAGCUUGAAGAAGAGUUGAAAACGGUGACGAACAACUUGAAGUCACUGGAGGCUCAGGCUGAGAAGUACUCGCAGAAGGAGGACAAAUAUGAGGAAGAGAUCAAGGUUCUCUCUGACAAGCUGAAGGAGGCUGAGACCCGAGCUGAGUUUGCAGAGAGAUCAGUAACUAAAUUGGAGAAAAGCAUCGAUGACUUAGAAGAUGAGCUGUAUGCUCAGAAACUGAAGUACAAAGCCAUCAGCGAGGAGCUGGACCACGCUCUCAACGAUAUGACUUCCAUGUAAAUGUUCAUGCACCCUGCCUGCUUGCACCCUUCACUCUCACGCUUGUGUGAUGAACUCACCACGGCUCCCUUCUCAAUCUGUGGUCUCCAUUUCGGCAUCUUUGGUUGCAUAGCCUAGGAUAGCCAUGGUCUUUUUCACAUUGUACUAACAAAAGCCAAGCGGACUCAGUCCAUGCAAACCAUUUCAGAGUCCUUUUAUUUCAUAAAUGCAGACCUGGCCUCUUUCUGCCAAGAGAUGAACUAGACUCUGAAUGGCCCUGAGUACUGUCCUUCUAAAACCUUAAACCAGACUCAAAUAUCACUAGAGUGCUGUGAUGCAGUGGUGCAGGAAGUUAGGAAGAAACACCAGGUUGUUUCCUGAGAUUCUGGGAAGGACAAUAUGGUCAUUUUCAAUUCACACUGUUAAGUUUAAAGUAUCAGAUAAUUGAAAACCUGAGGAAAAGGAAAUGGUCAUGACCCGGUACAUAUCCCUCCCUGUAGUGAAUUCCGGAGCACGGCCAGGCAUGGUGGUGCAUGGCUUUUAUCUCAGUAUAUGGGAGGAAGAGGCAGGUAUAUCUAAGUUUGAGGCCAGCUUGGUCUAUAGCAAGUUCCAGGCCAACUAGGCCUGUAUAGUGAGACCCUGUCUUUAAAAAAGAGAGAGAGAGAGAAUUCCAGAGCAAACAUGAAUGGUCUCCCGAGGAACCAAGUCUUUUAUUUGUUGUGUUUAUUAUAUUGAAUGGAAUUAAAAUACCCCACAGUAAAUGCUUGCCACAACUGACAUCAGAGAAGCAAGAAAUAAAACAUUUAUACAACAUGAGUUUGGAAGUUAAUGGUCCAUAUUUUACUCAUGUGAGUAAUAGUCGGCCUUGUUUGAGGACCCCCAGACAUACACAGCUAAUUUACAUAUUACUAACCACACUUGUGCCCCUUGCAAUUCUAACCCCUGGAGUGUUUCACAGAGGGCUCUUCAUUCUAAUACCGCUGGGUUCCAUCAAAGCUGGGAGUGGCCUUUCUUUAACCAUUCAGAAAUAUAGUAGCUUCAGGAGCAUGACCUGUGCCUGCUGCCUUGGAGGUUCCAGAAUAUCCUUUAGAGACCUGGCGGUCACCAUAGAAACAUGGGCAUGCCUCUUCUCCACCAUUAGUAAAUGAAGAGUGGAACCAGGUCAUCUGUAGCCACCAAUCCACCAGUGCUAAAAUGUGAUGCCCCGCCCCCCGGGGGGUGAACUCUUGAGUGUGACGAAAUGUCCCCAAAGGCAGGUUUAGUUUAAGUUCUGUUUUUAAAGUAAAGUUUUGAAGAUCUUCCUUGAGGUUGGCCCAUGACCGCCUUGGGUUCAGGCAGUGGUUGCCAAGGAUGACCUCCCCCAGGGGCAGCUGGCAGUGGGUUUUACAUGCCUGAUACUUGCUUGCAUUUCAACUGCUCCUGUCAUCCGUGUGGUUUUCCUCUUCCUUUUCCAUUGUUCCACUUUUCCUCUUUCUCUUACCUUUUCUUUCACACAGAUAAGUUUCUUUGCUUCACUCCUCCCAAGAGUCCUUCAUCAAGCUGCAUGUCCCACCUCUCUGAGCUCUGCGUCUGUCUGUUCUCCAGCUGACCCGGGUUUCCAUUAGCGCCCACCUUAGGGCCAGGCACAUACUGUGCUUUCUAUUGUACAGGAGCUAUUCACCCAGUGUAAAAUAAACACUGUAAGCUA